AUACUUUUGCAAUUGAUAGGGUUUUGUACAUGGCUACGACUUGAGUAGUUUAAUUUUUUUUAGACAACGUCUUGGAAAGGAAGGAAAAAUCAAGAAAUACGAGAUCCAGUAAUAUACACUUCCCCACAGAAAAGACUAAGAAAAGAUGUCUUGUCUGUCUAGUAUCCGCUCGAAUUUUGGCUCUGUUUUUCAAUCGAAGAAGAAAGAAAAUCCCACCUUGGCUGAAAAAUCCGCUAACACCUCGCACGUCUCUUCCCGCCCCUCCGUCUCCACCUCUACCCAAACAAGCAGUCCAUCGUACAAACCACCGCUAUACCAAGUGCCCAGCGCCAUAGUCACAGCGACAGAAAAGGGCAUGAUAUCCGCGUCCUUGUGUUCAGUGUCGCAACCUCCCUCUGCAUCAACAUCGCUUACUUCGACAAGUACACAGACGAUAUCAGCAGCGGCACCAUCUCCAUUCCAUAGUUUGCCAUUAGCAUCGCCAUCACCACUGUCGCUGUCAUCAUCAUCGGCAUUGUCUCCGUUUUGUCCAUCGCCACUGUUGCCGAUGUCGAAGGCGGAGGGGAAUGCAAGGGAGAGUACAAGCAGCACCACGACACUAACGCGAGGCGAAGAAGCCUGCGUAUCCGGACACAGUAGCCAACGGGCGAGUGUGAGAUUCAAGGGGUUGGAUGUUUAAUGUAUUCUCUUCCCUUCUCUCUUUUCGUUUCAUUGAAGCGUAAGCGGUAGGCGUUAGCGUUAUAGCAAAAAACCGGGGGCGUCUACAUAUCUCUUCUACUACAUCAUAUCCGUAUAGCAACC
Bipolaris sorokiniana ND90Pr is the source of this 801-nucleotide messenger RNA. RefSeq lists its product as uncharacterized. The record is from RefSeq and is a predicted model, not a curated record. Bases 146 to 679 code for a protein of 177 amino acids. The transcript is spliced from 2 exons. Lineage: Eukaryota; Fungi; Ascomycota; Dothideomycetes; Pleosporales; Pleosporaceae.